Messenger RNA from Frankliniella occidentalis (western flower thrips), 1395 nucleotides. RefSeq lists its product as uncharacterized. The record is from RefSeq and is a predicted model, not a curated record. Bases 145 to 1176 code for a protein of 343 amino acids. The transcript is spliced from 2 exons. NCBI's taxonomy places the organism in Eukaryota, Metazoa, Arthropoda, Insecta, Thysanoptera, Thripidae.
GGCCACGCCCCCGCCGCCGGACGCGGAAGGGGCGCGCAGGGCGGCGAGAGGGCGAGUAUAAAACGAAAAGCGGACGCCAUCUUGGCUCACUUGUCAUUGAGGUGUCGCACCGCCAAGGCUUCCCGUGCGAUUUAGUGUAGUGCGAUGCCGGGUCCCUGCAGUCCCCGUGGCAGCCCCGGGCUCGCGGUGCCGGUGCUGGUGAGCGGGCUGGUGAGCGCGCUGCUUCUGGCCGGCCCGGCGGGCGCGGGCUUCGUGCCGCACCACCACGGCCCCGCGGGGCCCCUGACGGUCAUCAGGCACGCCCCGCCCGCCGUGCCGCCCUACUCCACGCAGAUCAACGUGUUCCGCUGGCUGGCCGCCUUCCCGCCGCCCGUGCUGCACCGCGCGCUGCUGCUCACGCAGGGGCAGCCCCUGCCGCUGCACCACCCCGUGCUGCACGCCCCGCCGCCCUCGCUGCACCCGCCGCCGCUGCACCACCCCGUGCUCCACCACCCCACCGUGCACCACCCCGUCCUGCACCAGGCGCCGCUCGGGCCCGUCGCACCCCCUCCCCCUCUACCACCUCCGGUGCUGCCGCCGCCGCCGCCUCCCCUGGUGCCCGCCGUCGUCAAGUCCCCGGCGGCGCCCCCGGCCCCGCUGCUGCCGCUGCCCUUCGGCUUCGCGCCCAACUUCAACUACAACUUCCCGCCCGAGGCGCUGCCCUUCGCGCCGGGGCUGCUGCACACGUCCGGCUUCCUACCGCUGCCGGGCAGGGGCCUGGGGCCGCUGCCGCUGCCCUUCCCGACCGGGGUGACCCCCACGUUCAAGAACCCCUUGCCGCUCCCGCCGGUCGGCCCGACGCCGCUGCCACCGUUGCACUUCAACCCCAAUCUUUUCGGCCAUGGCAUCACGCCCAACUACCUGCUGCCCGCGCCCACACUCUUUCCGGGCGCAUUACCGAACGGGGCGUUCGGCCCGGGCCCCGCACUGUCCCCAGAUGACUUCGACUUCGGCUUCGGCACGCCCGCAAGGGUGCCCCUGCAGCCGACGCCCACCCCGCCCGUCCCGGUGGCCGCACCCGCUCCCACCCCGACGUCCGCCAGCUUCAGCGCUCUCCACGACGGCCACUAUUAUAGGCAGUUCCUGCCUGCAGUCAACGGUAUCACCAGGGCGACAGCGGGCAACUUGGCGCUAUGACGGCCGGAGCUUUAAAUAGAACUGAUAUGAUUGUACAGUUAUUUGAGAAAUUGUUAUCAUGUUUAAUUAGUUUUAAGCUAUUUAUGUAACGGCGGGGCGGAAACGAAGAAGUGACUAAGUCCUAGAGUAAACGUUGAAGUAGCGCUGAAGAUGUACAAUGCAAGCGUAAACCACUGCGUCGCUGCGAUAUUAAAGAUUUUGUUACACAAACAAUACAAA